Molecule: messenger RNA, 545 nt
Organism: Impatiens glandulifera
Lineage: Eukaryota; Viridiplantae; Streptophyta; Magnoliopsida; Ericales; Balsaminaceae
Exons: 1
Coding region: 250-510 (86 amino acids)
Source: RefSeq, a predicted model, not a curated record
CUAUCUUUCUCUGUUUCUCUCCUAAUUGUAUGGGCUCUCCAAUUUGGGAUGUAUUUUAAACCUUAUUUACUACUUCAUUGAUCUUCUCAUUCUUGAAUAAUCGUCAAUUUUGAUUCUUUCUCUAUUUCUCUCUUCGAUUUCUCAAUCUCUUUUCAAUCUUCUUCGAAUCUUUUCAAGAAUCGAUUCGAAGAAGAAGGGAAGGGUAAAAAGAUUUCAUUAGGAGGAGAUCUAAUCUUUAAGAAGAGAGAGAUGGGGAAAUAUGCAGAGUUGCUUGACGUUGGUGUGAGGAUUGCGGCGAGGUUUCAUUCACACUGUCCACAAACGGCGCGAUUGUAUUAUCAUCCGCCGCCGCAGAAUCUUGAUGAUCCGAUGGGUCAACAACGAGAUCAGGGUCGAGAGGUUGUGGAUCAAGGCGGCGCUGUUGGUGGUCGGUCGCCGUGUUUUCGAUCUAAUGUGGGUUCGGUUGGUGGUGUGGAUGUUUCUGAAUUUAUUGUCUUUUCUGCCGUUUGAUUUAUAUUAAUAAUAAAGGGUUUUUUUUAAGUGAA